Haliotis rufescens (red abalone) is the source of this 2702-nucleotide messenger RNA. RefSeq names its product protein jagged-1-like. The coding region runs from base 897 to 2036 and encodes 379 amino acids. Lineage: Eukaryota; Metazoa; Mollusca; Gastropoda; Lepetellida; Haliotidae. Gene Ontology annotation, cellular component: membrane. The transcript is spliced from 10 exons. Gene Ontology annotation, molecular function: Notch binding. Gene Ontology annotation, biological process: multicellular organism development; cell fate specification; Notch signaling pathway. The record is from RefSeq and is a predicted model, not a curated record.
GGGCUAGCACUAUAAAAUCGGCAUUAGUCAGGAUUAGUUCAAGCGGCCACACACACACACACACACACACACACACGUGCAUGCGCGUCGCUAUGUAAGUGAAAUAAUGGACGCUCACCUGACCCGAAAUACUGUACAAUGCAAUUCCUCCGUGCACGUAGGUAGAGGGUAAACCUUCCGUUGAAAGUCAUCAAAUCGCUCUGAGCCAAUACUAAUGUUGCUUUUCAUUAUUCACAGUAACUCGUGAGCUCUCUGCUCUUGCGUUAAUGCAGUAUUUGAGAUCAAAUUGGAAAGGGUUAUUGGCAAGAUUCAAACUGGUAGACUGUAUCUCAGGCUGUGAUUUGCAGACUUGGAACAGGCUUCUACAGAUACACUUAUGCUAAUCGUCGGUCCCGCAGGGCGCCCAUGGUAAGCAAUGCAAGUCCAGGAUCGAUUAAUCAGAAACCAGGUUUUAAGAAACCAAGCCCAAACAGCCAAUCAAAUCGCUCAACUUCAACGUAAGGCAACAUGACUGAUAUGUCCAUGGAAGUCACUGGACAUUACUACCGAGACAAAAUACUGGCGCCAAUAGUUGUGCCAUGCUGGUGCACGUUUUGUCCUUAAAGACAUCACCAGAAUGUAAUGGCCAGCCGUGAAUCCUGACCUUUCCCCGAAACAUAGAGCACGUCAGGGAUCGGGAGACUUGUACGCCGACGUCAAAGAUCACCCGCUACGUCAGUCGAACUGGGCUAGGCGUUGCAAGAGGAAUGGACAAGACUCCGUCAAAGUGUCAUUUGGAGAUCGAUUCGGACCCAUUCACGCCGAAAAAAUAAAGAUGUCUCCGCGGCCAUGCUAGCUGUGCUGUAGUAGACGUUGGCAUGUUCCUGGGGCGGCACGGAAUGAGGCCUUAGAGAACAAUGACACCGUUCCCGAUCAUACCAAUCUGUCUUCUAACUGUGGUAGUGUUUCUUGAGUCCGUCCACGGUUUGGGGCUGAUCGAGGUGAAACUCACCCACUACUCCAACCCCCGUGGGGUGACGGCGGCAGGGAGAUGCUGUGACCGCGUUCAGUCGCCACCCCCCUGUCCAACCAACCGAUGUGAUCCCUACUUCAUCAUUUGCAUCUCAGAAACCAACAAUGGAGGGGGCUGCUCGUACGCCAAGGAAGUGACGUCGUCGUUAACCAACCAGAACACAGCGACGUUCACGACGACAGUGGCAGACAAAACUAACCCGCUGUCGGCAGAGUUUACCUACUGGCAGGGCUCCUUUCUGCUGGAAGUGGAUGUGAACGACAACAACACCGACGUCACGACUAGCGACGACUACAUGGGUGGGUUCUCCUACCGCUACGUAGGUACACCAGUCUCCAGUACGUCAACUCAGGCUACGUCAAUACGUCUGACGGCUGGUGACUCCAUCUUGGACGUUGAAGUACGGGCGAGAUGUUUGAAGAAUUACUUCGGCAACUACUGUCUAAAGUACUGCAUCGACCGUGACAACGCCUUCGGCCACUUUACGUGUGACGACAAGGGCAAGGUUGUAUGCAUGUCAGGUUGGGCAGGGUCGAUGUGUACCCUGGUGUCGGCUGCCUGUACCCCCAACCCUUGCCAGAACGCAGGGACCUGCCUGGACAAACACGGUGUAGCUGUUUGCGCAUGUCGGCAAGAGUACAGGGGUAACCUUUGCGAGUUUCCUGUCACUACACCUUCAACAACUACAACUACUACUCCAACUCCUACUACUACAACCCCACCAACAACACAAUUUACAACAACAAAGGCAGUGACAAUCGAGAGUGUUGCAGUCUUGCCUCAAAGGAAGGAAUCUGUUGCAGGUGCAACAACCACUGUGGUACCCACACAGACAAGCCCACCUGUUGUAGAGGUGGUGAUAAUUGUUGCAGCUGUUGGUGCUGCACUCCUGUUGAUGUUCAUCAUGGGUGUGACCACUGCAAUAUUAUACAGGAAAUAUGUUUCAACAAAGAAAACAUCAUUCAACAAAGUGCAUCCUGGCAGGUCAAGUUUUAAAGUGAAUCGGAAACAAAACCACAUGUAACAACAGGCCCCUUUUCUUGGACUGGCCACCAUAGAAGGUGGCUUUGAGACCACAGUCCAGCUUUGUGAUGUAUCUGAUCCACUCUGGUGUCAUAGGGGCGGUCGGGUAGCCUAGUGGUUAAAGCGUUCGCUCAUCACGCUGAAGACCCGGGUUCGAUUCCCGACAUGGGUACAAUGUGUGAAGCCUAUUUCUGGUGUCCCCCCCCGUGAUAUUGCUGGAAUAUUGCUAAAAGCGGCGUAAAACCAUACUCACUCACUCACUCACUCUGGUGUCAUCACCUUCAAAUGAAGAUUAACCAUCGCACUGGACUUGAUUCAGCAUCUUACAAUCUCAGAGAAUUCAUUUUGUACCGGUGUAGGGUAGUCAAGUGGACCGUGUGUUCACUCAUCCCAUCAUGGUUGGUUCGAAUCCCACUUGGGUAAUGUGUGAAUUUGACUCCUGGUGCCACUACUACAUGGCUACAGCUUUGCUAAAUUCUGGCUAAGUCGCAUCUCUUUACAACCUUAGCGCUAAGAUUAACCUUGGUAACGGUUGUUUUGUAUAAUGGCACCAGAGGAAUACCACCAAACUAGUGCUUUAACAGACCAGCAACAGUUGUAUUUGCUUAAAUAUCUCACAAAUGGCUGUUAUUGACUUUGAAUUUAAUAUCAGUGCCAAACAUAAUAA